GGGGAUUUGUUGUGUGUUCUUCCUCAGUUUGGGACGCAUCCUCACAGAAGCAACACAGGAUCUGUUCAGCGGACGUAUACUACUGACCUGAGAUAAUGCGCUCCUCACUAGCUUGGAUGACGACACUGCUGGUGCUAGUGCCUGCCACAUCAAUUAGUAAGGCCCGAUGUCCUCGCUUUUGUCCAGAGUAUUACCAACCAAUCUGCGGCUCUGACAACAUAACGUACGAGAACCAUUGUAAGCUCCGUAAGGCUUCUUGUGGAGCCCGACAACUACUCAGGAAGCUGCACAACGGCUCUUGUAAUCCAGUGGCUCAGUGUCCCCAGGCUUGCACUAGGGAGUACCGGCCCGUAUGCGGAACGGACGGAAACACCUACAGUAAUGCCUGCGUCCUAAGAGCUAAGGCCUGCAACAACUCUCAGUUGAACUUGAAAGUUGCCUAUGAGGGCGUAUGUCGCCUGGAAACUCAGUGUCCCGAAAUAUGCACUUUGCAAUACGAUCCAGUGUGUGGGACGGACGGAACGACGUAUAGCAUCUGUUUUCUGGAAACUGUGGCCUGCAACAACCCUCUUCUGAACCUGACCAUUGCAUACAGAGGCAAAUGUCAAUUGACGACUCAGUGUCCCAACGUUUGUACUUUGCAAUACGAUCCAGUCUGUGGUACGGACGGAAAGACUUACAGCAACUCUUGUUUCCUGAGUAUUGAGGCAUGCAAACCUCAACUGAACCUGAGCAUUGCACAUAACGGCAGUUGUGGUAAAGACGAGGAUCAGUGUAACAAGCCUUGCACUUUGGAAUUUGAUUCUGUGUGUGGGACGGAUGGAAUGACCUAUGACAGCUCUUGCUUACUGGAAAUUACAGCCUGCAUGAACCCUGACGCAAAUCUAAGCAUUGCCCAUAAUGGCUCAUGUCAAACGACUCAGUGUCCCAAGGGUUGCACCAAGGAGUACCAGCCUGUGUGUGGAACGGACGGGAACACCUACAGCAAUCCUUGCCAAUUGAAAGUCGAGGCCUGCAAUAACCCUCACUGGAACCUGAGUAUUGCUCAUGAAAACGAAUGUAAGAAUACAACUCAGUGUCCGCAAAACUGUCCUUUCGCAUACGACCCUGUGUGUGGAUCAGACGGAAAUACUUACUACAACUCCUGUUCCCUGGACGUUGAGGCCUGCAACAAUCCUCAGCUGAACUUGAGUAUUACACAUAAGGGCGAAUGUCAGCGGAAAAACAAGUGUCCAGGAGCUUGCAGUUUGUCUGGCAAUCCUGUGAAACGGACGGGAUAACCUACGGCAAGUCUUGUUUUCUAGGAGUCUUAAACUGUAAGAACCUAACACUGCAUUUAGGUGCUUGUAUUCGUGGUGUGAAGAUCACCUGAAACACUGGUUUUGAAAUCGUUUGUUUUGCUUCGUUGACGAUAUUGGAGACGUGAUAUUUCUCAUCUUAAAUUUCACUAAUAAAGCUAGAAGACAAUA
Cherax quadricarinatus is the source of this 1469-nucleotide messenger RNA. NCBI's taxonomy places the organism in Eukaryota, Metazoa, Arthropoda, Malacostraca, Decapoda, Parastacidae. The record is from RefSeq and is a predicted model, not a curated record.